Neurospora hispaniola is the source of this 2130-nucleotide messenger RNA. Its product is annotated as Spherulation-specific family 4. Lineage: Eukaryota; Fungi; Ascomycota; Sordariomycetes; Sordariales; Sordariaceae. Bases 1 to 2130 code for a protein of 709 amino acids. The record is from RefSeq and is a predicted model, not a curated record. The transcript has 4 exons.
AUGUCCACAAUCCUCAUACCCCUCUACAUCUACCCCUCCUUCUCGUCCUCGCACGAGUCCUCCGGCUGGGCCCCGCUCUUCCGCGCCCUCACCACGGCCCUCACCAAGAACCCGUCAUUGGAGUUUCUGGUGGUUAUCAACCCCGGCAACGGACCGGGACCCGACUACCCCAUCCCCAACGCCGAUUACCGCGCGGCUCUAUCCAAGCUUUCCGACACCACACAAUAUCCCAAUGUGAAGGUUAUUGGCUGGUCGGGACCAUCGAGAUCGAGAUGCGAUAACUGGCAUUGUCAACCCCAUCACAUGACUUCACCAGCAUCGUCAUCAGGAGGAUCACCGACAUUGCAUCGCAUCGCAUUGCCCAUCACUAGCAAUCACCCGCCGGUGAACACGGGUUUAUGGCAACAUUGCACCAUUACCUCCGAGUCUCCGAUCCAGCAGCCCGGCAAGGACAUCUCUUACGACGCCCGCCGAGCCGCCGAUCACGGUUACCAGUGGCUCUUAAAGAUCGCCGGCGCUUGGACACCACCUUGUCCGCACCUUCGGGUUGUCCGCACCUUCGGGUUGUCCGCACCGUGUCCCCGGCCGGCCGGAGUCCGGGACACGCACCUGAGCCUGGAACUGUCAUCAUUAGCGGCACCGGGGACGACCUUGGUUCUUGUGCGCUCGGCCGUUUGGACCCUUCUUGGCUUGAUUUCAGUGUUUGACUCAGUGGAGCAUCUCCGCCGACAACAACCCGCUGCCGAUCCGCUCGCCGAGAACAACCAAUUCUCCGGUCCUAGGAAAAGCUUGGCCUCCACUCAGUUUCCGAAUGGGGCCUCCUCCACUGGGAUGUCAAAAGAUCCGGAGCUAUCGACCGAAGCUCAGCUGGAAUUGCUUCUGGAGCUUGCUGAGAGACCCCACUCCAUUUUCGCCUCGGGAAGAAGAAAAAUCGAGACUUCAGCUGCCAUUGCUUUGUUCCGAGGCAAAAGAGCCCUUGAACCUUGUUCUACAUUUCUGGAGACUCUAGCACACUGGUGUUUCUCCCGAAUUUCGGGCCUUGUGUGGAGGAGUCCUCAUGCUCACGGACCUCAAGGUUGGCGGUCAAUGUCUGAGCGAAAAGCAACCGAGAUUUCGGAUUUCCCAAACUUGCUUUUUCCGUCUGUUUUUUUGGCGAGUCCGCUCCGCUCCAACCCGGCUCGGUUCCAACCCGGCUCGGUCCCAGCCCGGGCCCGGCCCCACGGGGAUCUUGGCGGGGAGGAUCUCAAUUUACCCUUGUUUUUUUUCAAGGGGUCCCUGUCCUUGUUUGCUGGCAAGCAGACUGGGAUAAGGAGCCUCAAGGACCCUGUCUUGGCGAUCGAUACGAGACGUCGUGCAGUGCACGGCCCACUCUUGCGUUUCGUCCCACUUCCCGCUUUGUGUAUCAGUCGUACCAAAGCGAUCCGCUUGGACGGCAUCUUUGUCGACGAAGUCCCAAUAGACGCCCAGUAUCUCGACUACCUCCAGCGCAUCACGGACAGUGUACGGUCCGGCUUUGCUGAGGUUGCAUCUCGCCGGAGCCAUUGUGAUAAUAUUAAUAGCAGCGACAACACUUCCUUGUCAGCACCAUCGUCAUCGACAACAUCCUCGACAACCGGACUGGGCAUCGUGAUCCACAACCCAGGCAUCUUCCCCUCGGCCGACUCCUCUGACGCCUUCUUCUCUCCUCGCCUGGUGGAUUACGUGGUGGUGUUUGAGAACUGCCUCGCCGCCUGGUGGGACUCGGGUGACUAUGUCAACGCUAACCUCGCUCUCUUGACGCCCGAGAAGCGGGCCAAAGCGAUAGCUGUUGCUCACACCUGCGGCUGUGGUCCAAAAAGCCAAGCAGGUGGUAGCAGUGGCGGCCGCCCCCAGCAGCCAGAUUCAGGAGGUCACCAUGCCGCCGACGCAGAGAAGACCGAAGGCAGUGAAAAAGAGGCCAUCAAGAAGAAUGUGCAGAACUUCUUGGACGAGGUGGUCACACAGCAUAAACUUGCCGGACACUUUGCCACGUCUGCUACUGACUAUGCGACGUGGUGCUCGGGUUGGGAAGGUUAUGUGGAGGUGGCGUGUGACUUGGGCGGCAGCAACACGUUGACGGGCGAGGCCAGUGAGGAAGGGCUCCAUGGCUGA